Closterium sp. NIES-67 is the source of this 1946-nucleotide messenger RNA. The record is from the annotation of a GenBank genome assembly. NCBI's taxonomy places the organism in Eukaryota, Viridiplantae, Streptophyta, Zygnematophyceae, Desmidiales, Closteriaceae.
AUUUAGUCCCAAUCAUCAUGAAUUACGUCGUUCCAUCGAGCUUCCCAGUAACCUUUCUACUAUUUACCUUUCCACUCCGCAAAAGCUGUUCCGAUUUCUGAAUUUCUCACCAAGGCUGCUCAAAACGAGCAUUCGGAGCGUGAGAUCCUAAAUCCUGCUAAGAACGAGCUUCCUGGCCUCCUAAAUCCUGCUUAGAACGAGCUUUCUGGCCUCCUAAAUCCUGCUAGAACAAGCUUCCUGACCUCCUAGAACGAGCUUCCUGGCCUCCUAAAUCCUGUUGAGAACGAGCUUCCUGAUUCCAGGCUGAACGCUCUGGCGACUGCUACAACUAGCUAGCAGUAAUUGUAGUUGCUGUAUUACUUUUCCAAGCAUGAGCGAUUGCUAAACUGGGUUGGUUUUCAAAGUAUGAAGCUGCUUUGGCGUCUGACGUUUCCGUGAAGUAACGGGCAGCCAUCAUGUCGCCGCGUUCACCUCGUGUAUCGCUAUUGUUGGCAUCAGCCUUGGUGCUAACCCUUUCAAAUGUGCUUCCAGUCACCACGGCGAUCAAAGACACGUUCGUCCCCCCCCAUAUGGACUUCGAGUACCCGGACGCCCUCUGCGGCACGGCAUGGCGGGACGACUACAUUCGUCUGCACUCCGCCAUUCGCGCCGCCAGCGCCGCCGCUUACAUCCCCCCUCCCUCCCCCCCUCCUCCUCCUUCCUCCCUCGCCUCUCCCUCCUCCCCUUCCCUCCCUUCCCCAAACCCCCCAUCGCCUCUACCAGCAGCAGCAGCAGCAGCAGCAGCAGCAGCAGCAGCAGCAAUCUCAGAUUCAACCCUCCCAAAUGCAUCCCUCCCAGAUUCCUCCAUUCGCUUUCUCACGUUCGACCAACACGGGCACUGCGGGGGGUUUGGGGACUUCCUAGUGGGGGUGGUCUCUUCCUUCGUCGUCGCACUCUUGGACCGCCGGGCCUUUGUUAUCAGGCACGACUGCCUCCAGUACGCCUUCCAGCCGGCCUUCAUCGACUGGGCAGAGUCCCCCGAUGUGCCCAUGGAGCCGUCUCGCCGCACGGCCAAUCUAAACGAGUCGUUUCCGUCAGGGGUGAUUCCGUUCCUAGACCUGAACGGGAACCGGGUGAAUCUGCAGGUGCUGGAGAAGUUUAAGGGGUUUCGGCAUGUGAAGGUGCUGUGGAACCGCGGGAUGCUAACGGAGAUGCUUACGAAGGGGACGGGCGGGUGGGCGGAUGCGCUCAGGGCUACGGGGCUGCGUCCACCGUAUGCCUUCGGCUGCAUUCUCCGAUUCCUUGUCAGGCCCAGAAGGGAGCUGUGGCCGCUGAUGGCGCAUCUGCUGCAGGAGACGCACGAGGUGCAGACGGUAGUGGUGGGCGUGCACGUGCGGCUGAGCGACAGCUUCGUUCGCGACCCCAACGCCACUGAGAGCAGCGCCACUGCCGCCUCCAUGGCUGCUGCCCUGGCGCAGGGCGCCCCCAUGCUGGCCUGCGCCAAGGCAGUAGAGGACAUGUGGUACCCGCCGCCUCUCACGGUGCGCUGGAUGCUCAUCACCAACUCCAUCGACUUCAAAAUGGCAAUUCGGUCCCAUUUCCCUGGCAAGAUACUCGAGACAAAUUUCGUGCCUCACCACUCAGAAGCCUAUGGAAACAAAGACGAGGAGCAAGCAAGGGAGAAAGCCACACAGGGGUUCCGAGAGAUGGUUGCUGAGUGGCUGCUGCUGGCGUCUAGCAACUCCUUCGUUCUCACCAUCUCGGGGUUUUCCCGCACUGCUGCUAUGUAUUCUCUUAGGCCAAUGGCUAUCUACACGCCGCCCCAUUAUUGUGACCCAGAACAGCCGUAUCGGCAAACCGAGUUUGGCAUUGCAUACAGUGGGAUUUGAUCCUUUCGUGGUUGAUUUUAUGCACAAUUGCUACAUGUAUUCACUGAUACCCAUGAAAAACUACCAAAAAUGAUGCCA